AUGGGCGGUGAGGAGGCAAAAGCAGAGAUUGUAGAUGGAACGACAGAAGGUCAAGAGGAGGACGAAAGACGUAUACCCUCCACUGACGGGCCAUCGGCCGUUCAUGAUGUCGCCAGUCUUCGACUUUACCGGCCUACAGUCGAUAUUGACUAG
Parastagonospora nodorum SN15 is the source of this 153-nucleotide messenger RNA. RefSeq lists its product as hypothetical. The record is from RefSeq and is a predicted model, not a curated record. The transcript is spliced from 2 exons. NCBI's taxonomy places the organism in Eukaryota, Fungi, Ascomycota, Dothideomycetes, Pleosporales, Phaeosphaeriaceae. The coding region runs from base 1 to 153 and encodes 50 amino acids.